CCAACAGUGCAUGGCGAGCUGUUGUCACUGACACUCGCCCUGGAAGACGUGCUGGAAAUUGGAGACUCGCGUGAAGCUUUGGCUGGCCAGCAGUUGCCGGUAGAAGAAUAUGAGAAUCUGCACUAUCUCCUGGGCAAGCGGUAUCGUGAUAAACGAAAGGCCGCAGCGGACGCCCCCGCCGAAGAGGUUGUCGAAACGAAGCUUAGCGUCACGGAAACCCCAAUAGUGGCCUAUGCAUUGAUCAAGAAGUUUCUCAUUCUGAGAAAACGCGUGGAACUGAUAAAACGCGAAUGGGGCAAGCGGCGACUUGGUAUUGAGGGCAUUGAUACGGCUGCCAAUUACAAGUAUUUCGUGUAA
Messenger RNA from Dibothriocephalus latus, 357 nucleotides. The record is from the annotation of a GenBank genome assembly. NCBI's taxonomy places the organism in Eukaryota, Metazoa, Platyhelminthes, Cestoda, Diphyllobothriidea, Diphyllobothriidae.